CAUGCAUCUGAGCCAUGGAGUCCGCCGUGGCUGACGUACACCUCAUGCCCAGGACAACCAAGGAGGUCCCUGCUCCGGACGCCGCGUGCUGUCGAGCGGUCACCGUUGGCGUGGUGGCCACCAGCCUUGUCGUCCUCACCCUGGGAGUCGUUUUGGCCUUCCUCUCUAUGCAGGGUGUCCACGUGGACCACACAGCCCAGGUUCGGGGCAUCCGAUGGGCCAGCAGUCUGCGGCAGGAGGCCUCGGACUAUCACCGCACGCUGACGCCCACCCUGGAGGCACUGCUGCAUUUUCUGCUGCAACCCCUCCAGACGUUGAGCCUGGGCCUGGAGGAGGAGAUACUGCAGGAAGGAAUCCGGGCAAGGCUGCGGGAGCAAGGCAUCUCCCUGGCUGCCUACGGCACCAUUGUGUCGGCUGAGCUCACAGGAAGACAUAAGGGACCCUUGGCAGAAAGAGACUUGAAAUCAGGCCGCUGUCCAGGGAACUCCUUCUCCUGCCAGAAUGGCCAGUGUGUGACCAAGCUGAACCCGGAGUGUGACGACCAGCAGGACUGCUCCGAUGGGUCUGAUGAGGCGCUCUGCGAGUGUGGCUUGCAGCCUGCCUGGAGGACGGCCGGCAGGAUUGUGGGCGGCGUGGAAGCGUCCCCGGGGGAGUUUCCGUGGCAAGCCAGCCUUCGAGAGAAAAAGGAGCACUUCUGUGGGGCCACCAUCAUCGGCGCCAGGUGGCUGGUGUCUGCUGCGCACUGCUUCAAUGAGUUCCAAGACCCGACGGAGUGGGUGGCCUACGUGGGUACGAUCUACCUCAGCGGCUCAGAGGCCAGCACCGUGCGGACCCCGGUGGCCCGGAUCAUCAAGCAUCCUCUGUACAACGCGGACACGGCCGACUUUGAUGUGGCGGUGCUGGAGCUGAGCAGCCCUCUGGCUUUCGGCCGGCACGUCCAGCCCGUGUGCCUCCCGGCCGCCACGCACGUCUUCCCACCCAGCAAGAAAUGCCUGAUCUCGGGCUGGGGCUACCUGAAGGAGGACUUCCUGGUGAAGCCAGAGGUGCUGCAGAAAGCCACCGUGGAGCUGCUGGACCAGGCACUGUGUGCCAGCCUGUACGGCAACUCGCUCACGGACAGGAUGUUGUGUGCUGGCUACCUGGAUGGGAAGGUGGACUCUUGCCAGGGCGACUCAGGAGGACCCCUGGUGUGCGAGGAACCCUCUGGCAGGUUCUUUCUGGCUGGCAUCGUGAGCUGGGGCAUCGGCUGUGCAGAAGCGCAACGUCCCGGGGUCUAUGCCCGAGUCACCAGGCUGCGUGACUGGAUCCUGGAGGCCACCACCACAACCGGCCCGACUCCGGCCCUCACGGCGGCUCCUGUCCCCGCUGCCCCCAGCACGGCCUGGCCCACCAGUCCCCAGAGCUCCGUGGUCAACAGCCCCACCAAAUCCACGCCGGCCCCCGGCACCGCGGCUCUUGGCUGGGUCACCGUGCCAAAGCUACAAGAAUGCGGGGCCAGGCCUGCGAUGGAGAAGCCCCCCCGGAUCGUGGGCGGGUUCGCAGCGGACUCUGGGGAAGUGCCCUGGCAGGUCAGCCUGAAGGAAGGGGCCCGGCACUUCUGCGGAGCAACCGUGGUGGGCGACCGCUGGCUGCUGUCUGCCGCUCACUGCUUCAACCACACGAAGGUGGAGCAGGUCCGGGCCCACCUGGGCACCGCGUCCCUCCUGGGGCUGGGCGGGAGCCCGGCGAAGGUCGGGCUGCGGCGGGUGGUGCCGCACCCCCUCUACAACCCUGGCAUCCUGGACUUCGACCUGGCCGUCCUGGAGCUGGCCAGCCCCCUGGCCUUCAACAAGUACAUCCAGCCCGUCUGCCUGCCCCUGGCCAUCCAGAAGUUUCCCGUGGGCCGGAAGUGCAUGAUCUCCGGAUGGGGAAACACGCAGGAAGGAAACGCCACCAAGCCCGAGCUCCUGCAGAAGGCGUCUGUGGGGAUCAUAGACCAGAAAACCUGCAGCGUGCUCUACAACUUCUCCCUCACCGACCGCAUGCUCUGCGCGGGCUUCCUGGAAGGGAGAGUCGACUCCUGCCAGGGCGACUCCGGGGGCCCCCUGGCCUGCGAGGAGACCCCCGGCGUGUUUUAUCUGGCGGGGAUCGUGAGCUGGGGGAUUGGCUGCGCUCAAGUUAAGAAGCCUGGCGUGUACACGCGCAUCACGAGGCUGAAGGGCUGGAUUCUGGAGACCAUGGCCUCCCAGCCCCAUCUCGUCUCCCCGCCCUCGACCACAAGGAUGCUGGCCACCACCAGCCAUCUCCCCAGGACAGCUGGCCUCAUGGUCCUGGGGGCCACCCCCAGCCAACCCACCCCUGUGGCCACCAGCAGAGUGACCGGCCAACCUGCCAACUCAACCUUAUCUGCCGUGAGCACCACCUUUGGGGGACAGACGCCACUUCCAGACACCGCAGAGGCCACCACCCACUCCCAGCUACCAGACUGCGGCCUGGCGCCGGCGGCGCUCACCAGGAUUGUGGGGGGCAGCGCGGCGGGCCGCGGGGAGUGGCCGUGGCAGGUGAGCCUGUGGCUGCGGCGCCGGGAGCACCGCUGUGGGGCCGUGCUGGUGGCAGAGAGGUGGCUGCUGUCUGCGGCGCACUGCUUCGACGUCUACGGGGACCCCAAGCAGUGGGCGGCCUUCCUGGGCACGCCGUUCCUGAGCGGCGCGGAGGGACAGCUGGAGCGCGUGGCGCGCAUCUACAAGCACCCGUUCUACAACCUCUACACCCUGGACUACGACGUGGCGCUGCUGGAGCUGGCGGGCCCGGUGCGCCGCAGCCGCCUGGUGCGCCCCAUCUGCCUGCCCGAGCCCGCUCCGAGACCCCCCGACGGCGCGCGCUGUGUCAUCACCGGCUGGGGCUCUGUGCGCGAGGGAGGCUCCAUGGCGCGGCAGCUGCAGAAGGCGGCCGUGCGCCUCCUCAGCGAGCAGACCUGCCGCCGCUUCUACCCGGUGCAGAUCAGCGGCCGCAUGCUGUGCGCUGGCUUCCCGCAGGGAGGCGUGGACAGCUGCUCGGGUGACGCUGGGGGACCCCUGGCCUGCAGGGAGCCCUCUGGACGGUGGGUGCUAACUGGGGUCACCAGCUGGGGCUAUGGCUGUGGCCGGCCCCACUUCCCAGGUGUCUACACCCGGGUGGCAGCUGUGAGAGGCUGGAUAGGACAGCACAUCCAGGAGUGAUCACAACGUGGUCGUCUAGGCCAGGACUCUGGGUGAAAGCAGCAGGGGGAGCAGGCCACC
Saimiri boliviensis boliviensis (Bolivian squirrel monkey) is the source of this 3257-nucleotide messenger RNA. The record is from RefSeq and is a predicted model, not a curated record. Lineage: Eukaryota; Metazoa; Chordata; Mammalia; Primates; Cebidae.